AUUGUUGGUGUGUAAUCAAAUGAUGUCACCGUUUUUAUUCUCCGUUUAAUUUUUUGUAGUUUGUAUAAGAUAAUUUAAUUAAACAAUAAGUGGUUCCAAAUUCUAGUCAAUUAAAUGAACUUCAUACCAACGCCAUAAUAUUAACAAACAUUAUUAUACUUGUCAUAUCUCAUUUAAAUGUUAAAACUAAGAAUCAUUUAUUUUCUGGGUGAUGAGUGCCAGUGAGACUAUACCUAUUCUGAUAAAUACAAGUGGCUCAGAACCUGAAACACACGGGGCCUUGUCAAUAGUUUGUAGUGAUAGUGAGGACGUUCAAUUAGUCCCAGAAGUAGUAUUUGAAUCUACAUUGGAUUCACCUGGAUUUCGAGAAUCACAGCCUUUAUUGGGAGGGCUUGAUGUCUCUUAUAAUCAGUUCCCAGAUGAUCCUGCAUUUAGUGACUUGGUAUGGCAAGCUGAAGCGGCUAUUGAUCAUGGAAUAUUUCCUGAACGAAUAUCACAAGGUUCUAGUGGAUCUUAUUUUGUUAAAAACCAGUCUGGGAAAACAAUCAGCGUAUUUAAACCAAAGGACGAGGAACCUUAUGGCAGGUUGAAUCCAAAAUGGACCAAAUGGACGCAUAAGUUAUGUUGUCCAUGUUGUUUUGGAAGAUCCUGUUUGAUACCAAAUCAAGGGUAUUUGUCAGAAGCUGCAGCCUCACUUGUUGAUCAAAAGUUGAAUCUGAAUAUUGUUCCCAAAACUAGAGUAGUUAAAUUAGUAUCAGAAACUUUUAACUAUUUAAGGAUAGAUAGGCAAAAAGCUAGGGUAAAAAGGGCGAUCAUGGAACAGUUUCCUAAUGUUGGAUUAAGAUUUAAUAGGAUAGGUUUGCCACCGAAAGUUGGCUCAUUCCAAUUGUUUGUAGAUGGAUAUAAAGAUGCUGAUUAUUGGUUAAGGAGAUUUGAAGUUGAACCAUUAACUCCAUCGCUAGCUCAAAAAUUUCAAUUGCAGUUUGAGCGACUGGUAGUUUUAGAUUACAUAAUCAGGAACACUGAUCGGGGGAAUGAUAAUUGGUUGAUUAAAUACGAUCAACCUACAGUUGUAAAUGGAAACUCUGUGAGUGCUCAAGUAGAACUAACAGAUACAACGGAUUGGAAUUUGGUGCAGCUUCCUGAGAUUAGUAUAGCAGCAAUCGAUAAUGGUCUAGCGUUUCCUUACAAACAUCCGGACAGUUGGCGAGCUUAUCCUUACCAUUGGGCAUGGUUACCACAAGCUAAAGUACCAUUUAGUAAGGCUACCAAAGACCUGGUGUUACCAUUAUUGUCAGAUAUGAACUUUGUGCAGGAUCUCUGUGAUGAUUUAUAUUUACUUUUUAAACGAGAUAAAGGUUUUGAUAGAAAUUUAUACGAACGUCAGAUGUCUGUAAUGAGGGGCCAAAUAUUAAACUUAACUCAAGCUUUGAAAGACAGCAAGUCACCAGUGCAGUUGGUCCAAAUGCCUGCCGUUGUUGUUGAGAAGUCUCAAAGUCAACAUACAUCUAGGUUUUUCAAUUUUACACAACGCUUCCAAGAUAAAAGUCCAUUUUUCUCUUGGUGUUAAGUUUUGUUGUUCCGAAUAAGUGAUCGAUUAUAAGUGAUAACAGUUAAACAGUCUCUACUUUUACUUAUUUUGAAGAUGGUAAGCUUUUAUUUACAGAGACAACUUUUUAUAUGUUACGUCAAAAAAAUAUAUAUGUUUACAAUAUAUGUAAUUUUUAUUUAUAUAA
Diabrotica virgifera virgifera (western corn rootworm) is the source of this 1736-nucleotide messenger RNA. It is a transcript of the gene Pi4KIIalpha, whose product is annotated as phosphatidylinositol 4-kinase type 2-alpha. The transcript is spliced from 8 exons. Gene Ontology annotation, molecular function: 1-phosphatidylinositol 4-kinase activity. Gene Ontology annotation, cellular component: trans-Golgi network; lysosomal membrane; plasma membrane. The coding region runs from base 212 to 1570 and encodes 452 amino acids. The record is from RefSeq and is a predicted model, not a curated record. Gene Ontology annotation, biological process: Golgi organization; endosome organization; phosphatidylinositol phosphate biosynthetic process. NCBI's taxonomy places the organism in Eukaryota, Metazoa, Arthropoda, Insecta, Coleoptera, Chrysomelidae.